Molecule: messenger RNA, 1160 nt
Organism: Leptopilina heterotoma
Lineage: Eukaryota; Metazoa; Arthropoda; Insecta; Hymenoptera; Figitidae
Product: zip homologous protein 1-like
Exons: 4
Coding region: 221-964 (247 amino acids)
Biological process (GO): protein sumoylation; homologous chromosome pairing at meiosis; reciprocal meiotic recombination
Cellular component (GO): synaptonemal complex
Molecular function (GO): SUMO transferase activity
Source: RefSeq, a predicted model, not a curated record
UAAUGGCGACUUCCGGCACAGAGAGGAAUUCUUCCGCGUGGGGGCGCAACGUGCAAGGACGCCAUAUUUGUUUUUCAAGGAAACAUUCAAACAAGUUGAAACGUGAAAAAGUAUUGCUGGUCUUGUUCAAAGUUCUCUCCGAUUUUGCACUCUUCUUUUGUUCGAUUUUUGUUUAAAUAUAUUUUUUACAAUCGGAAAACUGAAAUACAAUUGAACAAUCAUGUCAACAUCAGAAGAAUUGGGACCAAAAGAAUGGCUUCGCUGUAAUAAUUGUUACAUUUUGAUGUUAGAAUCGAAAGUUCCAUUCUUCCUCUCAUUUUGCAGUCACAUUUUUUGUACUAAAUGUGUUAAAAUAGCUAAGAAAAAAUGUCCACAAUGUCAGACGAAAAAUCUUCGCAUAAUGCCAUUAGUGGAACCCCUGAGUCCUGAAGUGAAACACUGCUUUGAACCGAUUGAAAAUAUCAGUGAAAAAUUUUUACAAGCGAUUAAUUUCCAAAAUCAGCAAAUGGACAUAAACAAAAAACGCUUUUCAACUGUUGAAAAAAAGUACAGUUACAUAAAAGGGGAGUAUCAACGUAUAAACAAUGCCUUCAAAACUUCGAAAAAUCGAAUGCAAGAAAUGGAAAGUGAAUUAAAAUUGCUGCGAAAGAAAAUUUCUGAUCUUGAAGAGUCUCCGAGAAAUAUGAGAUAUACUCAAAAUCCACAAUCUUUCAUGGAAAGCGCACAUUCACAUUCAAAUCGUUCUUCGAGUCAUAGUGGCAGUGACAAUCAGCCGCUUCCAAAGAGGAGGUCAUUUCAUAGUUCCUUGUUGACACCGAUAAAACUCGAACAAUUGAAUUUAAAUUCCGAAUUUCGCUCUCCAUUAACGACAAGAGUUCCUCGAUCUGUUGGUGGUUCGUCAAAAAAUUCCUGUAACUCUUUGAGAACUCCGUUCACAAUUGCUUCAUCAUGUCUCGACAGAUAAGUCGCUUUUAGAUUUUUUUCUUCACUUUAGAAUUUUAUUCGAAAAUUCUUGCUUUUUGUUUUUGUUGAAAAUUAUUUUGUUUUAGUUCUUUUUAAGUUGACGUUAGAUUCUAGAAUUUUUUUUUCUUUUGUUUAGUAAUUUUGUUUGAAAAUUCUUGUAUUUGUUAAAGAUUAUUUUUGUUUUAGUUCCUUUUUAA